GAGCGCGCACGUCGUCGUAGGCCACGCCCCCACCUCCGACGUUCCCUCCGCACGAGGACGAGCACGCUGUCGAGCGCGUCGCCGAGCGGCCGCUCCGCCUCGGCCUAGGGGCGGGGCUGCACAGAACGUGCCCCGAAACGCAGAGGAGUGAAGUGGACUCCACUGUAAGAGAAAUGGCAGCAUCUUCAUCAUCAUCCUCGGCAGGAGGUGUCAGUGGAAGCUCUGUCACAGGCUCAGGCUUCAGCGUCUCGGACCUCGCACCACCUCGGAAGGCACUGUUCACCUACCCCAAAGGAGCCGGAGAGAUGCUGGAAGAUGGUUCUGAGCGAUUCCUCUGUGAGUCCGUAUUCAGCUAUCAAGUAGCGUCAACACUUAAACAAGUGAAGCACGAUCAGCAAGUUGCUCGGAUGGAAAAACUCGCCGGUUUGGUGGAAGAGCUAGAAGCUGAUGAGUGGCGGUUCAAGCCCAUGGAGCAGCUGCUGGGCUUCACACCAUCCUCGGGCUGAGUCUGAGGUUGGUCGAAGCCACUCAGAGAAGGUCCUGGUUGCAGCCCCCCCCCCUCAUC
Messenger RNA from Suncus etruscus (white-toothed pygmy shrew), 565 nucleotides. It is a transcript of the gene ANAPC16, whose product is annotated as anaphase promoting complex subunit 16. Gene Ontology annotation, biological process: protein ubiquitination. The transcript is spliced from 4 exons. Bases 174 to 506 code for a protein of 110 amino acids. Gene Ontology annotation, cellular component: kinetochore; cytosol; anaphase-promoting complex. The record is from RefSeq and is a predicted model, not a curated record. Lineage: Eukaryota; Metazoa; Chordata; Mammalia; Eulipotyphla; Soricidae.